AUGGUCCAUUUGUCGACUGUCCCAAAGUUGGCAGCGAUUAUUGGGCUAGCGGCGGCUAUGAAGAGGGCAAAAGACAGUCCAGUGAUUUUGAGGCCUGAGAGUUUGGUCUCGCGCUUGAUAUAUGCGAACGCUGCACUGACUGCACUAACAAAAAUAUUGGCUAUCUUGAGGACUGACACGACCUUCUUCGCUAACGAUGGAGCUGCCACUGGUUUCCCUGAGACUUCUGCUGCUCCUGAGGAUCCUCCAGAAAUGAGGGAAUAG
Penicillium malachiteum is the source of this 264-nucleotide messenger RNA. RefSeq lists its product as uncharacterized. NCBI's taxonomy places the organism in Eukaryota, Fungi, Ascomycota, Eurotiomycetes, Eurotiales, Aspergillaceae. The transcript has a single exon. The record is from RefSeq and is a predicted model, not a curated record. Bases 1 to 264 code for a protein of 87 amino acids.